Lacerta agilis (Sand lizard) is the source of this 2877-nucleotide messenger RNA. RefSeq names its product oxysterol binding protein like 11 (gene OSBPL11). The record is from RefSeq and is a predicted model, not a curated record. Bases 333 to 2615 code for a protein of 760 amino acids. Lineage: Eukaryota; Metazoa; Chordata; Lepidosauria; Squamata; Lacertidae. The transcript is spliced from 13 exons. Gene Ontology annotation, molecular function: sterol binding. Gene Ontology annotation, cellular component: membrane; intracellular membrane-bounded organelle; cytosol.
CGAUUCAUUCUCUGGGUGUUCAGGAAACUCUUCUGUUAGAUCCCUGGCCUUUUCCCCAGACCUGGCUCUUUCCCCCUCCAUAUUCUCCCUUUCCACCCUUCAAAGCUGCCUUUCCAUCUUAUUUCCAUAGACUUGCUCCAUCUCUGGCCCACAUUUGGCCCCUUUCACAAAAGUUCCACUUUGGAGUGACCCCUCGUUUUUUUUUCUAAGGAUACUUGACAGCCUUGAGAAAAAAAGUUUUCCUCGAGCCCUUGUUGACUUGGCUUGUUGCUGCUACAUACAACCUUGCACUCUCCCACCCUUGGGUGGGCGGGGGCCUGACAGGCCCCACCAUGCAAAGUGGGGAGCCUGUGUCUACGGCUCCGGCAGCGCCACCAACAGCGAUGAAAGUGUCCGAAAGCGAAGGCAAACUGGAGAUUUUGAUCCCAGCCCAGAACUGCACAAGCAAGAGCAGCAGCAGUAGUGGCAUCAGCAGCGGUGGGAUCAGCAGUAGCAGAGGUGGAAGCACUACCAAAAGCUGGCAGUACAGUGACCACAUGGAAAAUAUAUCGGGCUAUUUAAUGAAAUACACAAAUCUUGUCACAGGCUGGCAGUACCGGUAUUUUGUCUUGAACAAUGAAGCUGGUCUCUUGGAAUAUUUUGUGAAUGAACAGCUGAGAAACCAGAAGCCCAGGGGGACAUUACAGCUGGCUGGAGCUGUGAUCUCUCCUAGUGACGAAGAUUCUCAUACGUUCACAGUGAAUGCAGCUAGUGGAGAACAAUAUAAGCUGCGAGCUACUGAUGCCAAAGAACGACAGCAUUGGGUCAGCAGGCUUCAGAUAUGCACACAGCACCACACUGAAGCAAUUGGAAAGAACAAUCCUCCUCUGAAAUCUCGCAGCUUCUCUCUUGCAUCUCAAGGAAGUGGCUCCCCUGGUGUGCAGAGAAGACCCAGCCAAAAUGCAGCUUCUUUUUUUAAUGUUGGGCAUCACAAGCUGCCAGCUGGGAGGAGACUUCCCAUUCUGCAGCCAGAUCAUUUAAUUGAUGUACGAGAGAUGAUGUCACAAGCUGAGGGACAGCAGAGAGACUUGGUAAGGAACAUAGAAUGUCUUCCUUCCUCUGGCCAUCUUUCUUCCUUGGACCAAGACCUGCUGAUGCUCAAGGCAACCUCUAUGGCCACAAUGAAUUGCUUAAAUGAUUGUUUCCACAUUCUUCAGCUCCAGCAUGCGUCACAACAAAAAGGGUCCUUACCUACUGGGACAACUAUCAGUUGGUUGGAACCAAAGAUCUCCCUGCCAAACCACUUCAAAAAUGGAGCAGAUCAGAAUUUUCCAGCAGAUCAAAACAAGCCAUCAUCGAUCAGAGAGGAGCAGUCCAUUUCAGGUUCCAGUCAGCUAACCAGGGAACCAGAGGAAAUAAACCCAGAUGAGGAGAUAGAGGACACAUGUGAACUUAAAGAGGAUGACCUUGGAGCCGUGGAAGAACAGCGUAGCAUUAUCUUGCAUCUCCUGUCUCAACUCAAACUUGGCAUGGACUUAACAAGAGUGGUACUUCCCACUUUUAUAUUAGAGAAACGCUCUUUGCUGGAAAUGUAUGCUGACUUCAUGUCCCACCCAGAUCUCUUCAUUGCGAUUUCCAGCGGCGCCAGCCCCGAGGAGAGGAUGAUCCGCUUUGUUGAAUAUUACCUCACUUCCUUUCAUGAAGGUCGCAAAGGAGCGAUAGCAAAAAAGCCAUACAACCCGAUCAUCGGGGAAACGUUUCACUGCUCGUGGAGGAGCCAAGUACCGUCCGACACGAGUAGUAACUCUUCGUCCCAUUCCCUCUCUGAGCAAGGGACUGUCUCAGAAGAAUCACAGGAACAAGCAGAGUCGGACUACCACACAGUCAGAUUUGUAGCGGAACAAGUGUCCCAUCACCCUCCAGUCUCAGGGUUUUAUGCCGAAUGUGUAGAAAGGAAUAUGUGUGUCAAUGCUCACGUCUGGACUAAAAGUAAAUUCCUAGGAAUGUCAAUAGGAGUGACUAUGGUUGGCGAAGGUACUUUAAGUCUCUUGGAACAUGGAGAGGAAUACACAUUUUCUCUGCCUUGUGCAUAUGCUCGGUCAAUUCUGACUGUCCCUUGGGUAGAACUGGGAGGAAAAGUCAGUGUUAAUUGUGCAAAAACGGGAUACUCUGCAAGUAUUACUUUCCAUACCAAACCAUUCUAUGGUGGCAAGCUUCACCGGGUUACUGGUGAGGUGAAACAGAAUGCUACCAACACUGUUGUCUGUAGAGUGCAAGGUGAAUGGAAUAGCAUCCUUGAAUUCACCUACAGCAACGGAGAGACAAAAUGCAUGGACUUGACAAAGCUGUCUGUCACAAGAAAACGAGUCCGACCCAUCGAGAAACAAGGGCCAUUUGAGUCCAGGAAGCUGUGGCAACAUGUGACAGAGUCUCUGAGGGACGGGGACAUUGAUAAGGCAACAGAGCAUAAGAAAGCACUUGAGGAACGGCAGAGAAGUGAAGAACGACUCCGGGCUGAGACAGGAGAACCAUGGCAAACUAAGUACUUCGUCAAAGAUGGAGAUGGCUGGGUUUAUUAUAACCCUCUUUGGAAAAGAAUGCCUGCCGUACAAAAUCAACCAGCAGACACAAACUAGAUGACAUUUCUUCAGAAUUAUUCUUCUCUUUUGUUCUAAUCCCUACAACUUCCAAAAUGCUGUGUCUCACUAACAGUCCUUUGGGAUUUUUAUACAAUUGCACAAAAUUAAGUAAGCAUAAUGGAAUAAACUACUAGGGCACUUUAAAGUUGCAGAAAAUCAAAAGAUAGCGAGAGAGAAUCUUGCCAGGUAUGUCUUCUCCCCCCACUUCAAAAAACAUUUUAUAUGGCACUGAAGAUUUUAUCUGAACUGUGUAUUGUAU